Messenger RNA from Capsaspora owczarzaki ATCC 30864, 1651 nucleotides. RefSeq lists its product as hypothetical. The record is from RefSeq and is a predicted model, not a curated record. Bases 70 to 1545 code for a protein of 491 amino acids. Gene Ontology annotation, biological process: GPI anchor biosynthetic process; protein localization to plasma membrane. Gene Ontology annotation, molecular function: glucosaminyl-phosphatidylinositol O-acyltransferase activity. The transcript is spliced from 7 exons. NCBI's taxonomy places the organism in Eukaryota, Filasterea, Ministeriida, Capsasporidae. Gene Ontology annotation, cellular component: endoplasmic reticulum; membrane.
CUUGAUUCGUGUGAUGCCACUUGUGCGAGUCAGUCUUGCUUUUUUGGUGGCGUUGAGGGGCUGCUGCGAAUGAUCAGCGACAAGGAUCGCCAUGAGGCGUUUGUCUCGGGUCAUGUCGGGAGCAACGAGUGGCACAUUCAAUUGACUGUCCUGGCUGCACAGCUCGGCCCAAUCCUGUUCAGUUGCGCACGCGCCACCUUUGCAGCCUCAAGAGCACUCGCCACUCCAUCCCGACGAAAACGCGAGUCCGGCAAUGGUACCAAGCCCGAGGAAUGUGCAGCCACAUUUCCUGCCGAUUUCGCCUGCGUCGUUCUUCCAAUGCUGCUGGCGUUCACUCUCCCCGAUCAAGUGCCAGCAUUGGUGUUUGCCGAGGUAUGUGCGUUAGCUAUUCUGGUUGCCAUAGGGUCUUUCCGGCCGUAUUCACCGCAGCCAUUGCGGCAACGAGCGACCCCAAAGUCAGCUCCUACAGUACCAGCACCCGAGACCACAGCAACGAGAAAGCCACAAUCCAGCGUGAUUGCUGCGUAUCGAGCGAUGGCAAUGGUCUCGAUCGUGUUUGUGAUUCUUGCAGUGGAUUUUCGUGUGUUUCCGCGGCACCAUGCCAAAACUGAAACGUUUGGAACGUCAAUGAUGGAUGCGGGCGUCGGCUCGCUCGCUUUCAGCGCUGGACUUGCUUCCAAGCCGCCAAACUCGUUGGCCGCGGUUGUGCCCCGCACGAUUCCGCUCCUCAUUCUCGGUGCUUUGCGCACGUUGGCUGUGAAGGCCACCGAUUACCACGAGCACGUGUCAGAGUAUGGCGUGCAUUGGAACUUUUUCCUCACCCUUGCCGGCAUUUUGCUUCUGGAUGGCUUGUUCACGAGACUUUUGGCACGGACACCAAGUCUGUUCAAAGACAAUGCCCGUCCAUGGAUGGGCUGGUGGUUGGCCGGAGUGUUCCUUGCUUUUGCCCAUGAGGUCUUGCUCAAAGGAUUUGGACUGUUGGAUUUCGUGCUCCACGCCGACCGCUCCUCCUCGUGGAUUGCCGCAAACAAGGAAGGUGUGAUAUCAUUGAUGGGAUACCUCGGCUUGUUCUUCUUGGGUCGCGCUCAUGGUGCCGGAAUUCAUCUGCGAGAGGCGUCGCGCGGUCUGGCACUCUUCCGAGCAGCCGGAUGCAUUGCUCUUUUGGCGACCAUCUACGCAAUUCUUCCAGGCGUAUGUGGACUGGAUCCACCUUCGCGCCGCGUGGUGAAUGCAUCCUACAUUUGCUGGGUCGUCCUGUACAAUGAGGUGGUCAUUUUCAUUUUCGCCGUCGGCGACCUGAUUCAUUCGUUCCUGGCGCCCGCUACGUCGAGUGAAUACACCACACCGCUUGAGCGAGCAGUGAAUCGCAACCAGCUGUUUGUUUUUCUGCUGGGAAACCUAUUGACAGGCUUGACCAACAAGUUAAUUAUUACCGUCGAUGUCCCCGAUCACAUUGCCAAUGUUGUUUUGCUCUUCUACAUGCUGUGCGUGCUCGGGUUGGCGUCGUGGCUCGAUUCUCGAAAAGUCACACUGAAAGCAUGGUAGUCUUGUCUUGCUGGCGACUGUUUUUAUGAGCAGGAGCUUACAACAUUUGUAUUUGUAGUGUUCUUUGUCGAACAACGAACACAAUAAAGUUCAGUGAUAUGACAAC